Aspergillus sclerotioniger CBS 115572 is the source of this 980-nucleotide messenger RNA. RefSeq lists its product as uncharacterized. The transcript has a single exon. NCBI's taxonomy places the organism in Eukaryota, Fungi, Ascomycota, Eurotiomycetes, Eurotiales, Aspergillaceae. The record is from RefSeq and is a predicted model, not a curated record. Bases 1 to 858 code for a protein of 285 amino acids.
AUGACUGAGAAAUCUCUUCAUGAAGCCAUUUUCUCCCCCCUCCCGCCUUUGGCGGUGCAUAAGGACGCAGUCUACAGGCGUGUAACUGUGAACAACACAACUACCAGAGUGGAAGCCUUUCGGGCUCUCAAGAAAGAAGACGCCGAAAUCCUUAUGAAAUUAGGCUGCGACUUGCUUGAGGACAAGAAGGAGGACAAUAAGAAGAGCAAGAAGAAGAAGGAGGAGAAUAAGCUGAGUGGAACCGCGAUCAAGCAGCUACCAGGCACCCUGAAAAGCGAAGCAGAUGCCAUGACAGCAAGCAUUCUGUACUUCCUCCAUCAUAUCAAUUUGGUUAUAAACCAAAAGCUACAGAACGGGCACAUCAAAACAUCUCUUGAGUCGUCCAAGUCCGCUAUGAGAACCGAUUAUAUUUGGAACUUCUACCCUAAAACUGGCAACCCUUUCCCAGUUGCUGUGCUCGAAAUAAAAGCCCCCAAUCUUUUAAAAGGGACGGAAUUCGCCGAAGCCAUAGCCGAUACCGGGGAUAGGAAUAAAGUGGAUCGCGCAUCAGGAGACAGAAGUAGCACACUGUUACUAUACAACGCUCGGGAAUUCACCCAGCAGUUAAGACGAUAUCUCAAGAAACACAAUGUUCAAGAUAGAGCUAUCAUUGAUUGGAAUUACCUUGCCAUCAUAGACACUGAUGGGCUGCUAGAGGACCACCAGAAUCCUGUCCUGGCGAGGCUUGCUUGGUUUGACCGGAGUAGAGAGAUUCAAGGUGAUAAAAGUAUUCAUCUCAUGAUGCUAGGAUUUCUCUACCGCGCCUUGAACCGACCCCGCACAGCGAAUCCGGAGCUCACAAGACCACAGUUCUCUUGAUGCCUGUGCCAUGUCUGCAUGGUGUGACUGUUCGCCUUUGCCUUUUCUCCCUUUUCUUAUCGAGUUUCUGAAAUUUGCCUUUGUAUCCCGUCUCAUUCAACAUUGGGAAGGCUGGUCGCAGG